AGACGGAAGACGAAGGCGAAGAAAAGGAAGAACACAUCUCCAUUUGAAACUGGCGACCUUCUUCAGCUACGAAUCACUCGGCCGGGAACGAUUCGCGCUUCGCGACGUGGGGAAGCUCGUCCUUGCGUUCUCCGUGAAGCAUGCAGACUCCCGAGGACAUACGCAACCUCCCGAUCGACAUCGCUUUCUCUCGUCUCGGUGAGUGGUUGGUUGAUCGGAAGAGAAUACCGUCUGAUUGGAGGAAGCGGUUGGCAGCAAUAAGGGCUCGGAUAUCCAAGGAGUUCCCUGCCCUUCCCAAGGACAUAGAUCCCUACCUCCACACCCUGGACCCUGAAGGUAUUGGGUAUUUAGAGGCCAAGCAAAUAUAUGACAUCCUUUUGAAGUCAACCCCGGAAAGCAGGAACAUUUUUGGUCGGUUAUCAGGUGCUGCGGGCCCUUGGGAGGCUAUUGUUCGUUCCUUUGAGAAGGAUCAUAUAUUCCUUGGUGAGGCUGCUCAAAUAAUGGUCCAAAAUGUCAACUACGAAAUACCGUAUCAGAAGAAACAGGUCCAAAAGAUCCAGCAGCAAUUAACAGAACUCGAGCGCAAGGAAGCUGAUAUAAGAAGAAAUGCAGCUCUUUCAGCUGCCAAAUACGCAGAAGCUUGUCAAGAGCUUGGGUUGCAGGGAUUAAAUGUGAGAUUGGAACUUCUGGAGACUGCGAAAACACUUCCAAAUACAUUUAGCAGAAUCCUGGAAGUGAUAAACAGCGAUUCUUUGUCACAAGCUAUUGAGUAUUACUCAAAUUUUGUGAGAGACGUUCACACGGAGAAGGAUAGAGCUCCAUGUGCUGUGUUACCAAACUUGAUAGAUGUUCGUGAAAAUCCACCCUCUCUGAAUGUUUCUGCUGCCUCUGAUAUCAAUGAAUCUAUGAAUACUCAAUCUGACUAUGAUGGAGCAGUAAGAGGCAAUACUGAUGUUGUGGCCGAUAAUAUUGACUGGGACAUAUCUGUUGACAAUUCUGCAAUUGAUUGGGAUAUAGGGAACAUAGAAGAGACCGAGGAUAGCACUAACGGUCUGGGUCCUUAUGAGAUUGUCAAUGCAAGCGAAGUUUUACAGAAUUCUUCACCAAAUGAUGUUGAAGAAGCUAAUCCAGUAAAAGGAGAAGAAAGCCUACAGCAGGACAUAUCUGCGUCCAAGAUUUCUUGGGAUAUAAGUGUUGAAACACCCCAAGUUGAUGUGAUUGAUGAUGUCAGUUUGCCUAAUAUAGGCCUGGAUAAUCCCACAUCGGCUUCACAUCUGGUAACUGAAACCUCAGAAUCUAAAGAAGUUCGCAGUCAGUUCCUGGAGACGGAGUACAGGAAUAACAUUCUUGAUGAUCUUAAUGAGAUCAAAGCAUUUUUAUAUCAACGUUUGUCGGAAUUGAGGAAUGAGGAAACGUUGUCCUUGCAACACCAAGUCCAGGCAUUUGCUCCCUUUGUCCUGCAGCAGCAUACUCCCGAUGCUAUUGAAUCGAUGCUAAAUGAUGUAUCAUCAGCAAUAUCUUUGCUCACCGACAGAAAAACGCGGGAGUUGAUCAUGAUUCUCAACUCCAAAAGGUUCUUCGAUAGAUUGGUAAGUACAAUCGAGGAGAAAAAGCACCAUGAAGUGAAGUUGAAAGAAGGAUUGAAGGACAUAGCUGCCAAGCGCAUGGAGCUGCAGAACUCGGUAUCUUCAUCGUGGCCUAAGCAAGAAGCUGCUCUUAGGAAAAGCAAGGAGCUGAAGAAGCUGUGUGAGAGCACACUUUCGACCAUGUUCGAUGGAAGACCCGUUAACAUCAUCGGAGAGAUCAACACACUGUUGAACACCAGCCUUGGCGCCUAAAAUGCUUGUUCAAAAACGAUUUUAACCUUAAUUAGUCGGCUGUUAGAGCUGAGGAAGAAGUUUCUUCACAUGGCCGAGCGAUGUUCGGCUGUAGGAAGUUUCUCGAAAAUGUUGUAGACAUGUUGAAAGUCCUUUAGACUGUGUAAUCACCAUUAUGACAGAAAUAUUUAACGGGAUUGGCAACGAGAUUCAAGCCUUCAUAAAUUAAAUGUUUCGGUUUUCUCGCGGUC
Molecule: messenger RNA, 2068 nt
Organism: Punica granatum (pomegranate)
Lineage: Eukaryota; Viridiplantae; Streptophyta; Magnoliopsida; Myrtales; Lythraceae
Source: RefSeq, a predicted model, not a curated record